This is a messenger RNA of Eurytemora carolleeae, 1419 nucleotides long. Its product is annotated as venom allergen 5. The coding region runs from base 15 to 722 and encodes 235 amino acids. The transcript is spliced from 9 exons. Lineage: Eukaryota; Metazoa; Arthropoda; Copepoda; Calanoida; Temoridae. Gene Ontology annotation, cellular component: extracellular region. The record is from RefSeq and is a predicted model, not a curated record.
CUGUAUUAUAUUCCAUGUUUUGCUUUCCAGAAAGUUUGACAGCUGCUCACGGGUUCAAAAUGGCCGCGUGGGUGAAAAUGAACACGUGGUUUAAAACCGGUACUGGGUUGAAUUCUACAAUAUUAUUGGUUUUAUUAUUUCUACCAGCUCUAGCACUGGGACAGCAGGAAUAUUGUUCAAUCACUCCUCAGCACACACUCUGCAAUCUACCGGAGACUGGUCCCGGCUGUGAUGGAACUAUAGAGACAAAAGGAAUUGAUGAGGAAGAUAUUACGAUCAUUGUUGAUACGCAUAACAAGAUCCGCGCUAAAGUAGCAAAUGGUGAGGAAGGUAAUCAACCCCCAGCUAGUAAUAUGAAACGAAUGGAGUGGGACGAGGAAUUAGCAAAAGUUGCGCAGAGGUGGGCAAAUCAGUGUUCCCUGAAUUCUGGCCAACCUCACGACUGUAAUCAAUGCAGAGCUGUGUCAAGAUUCCCAGUUGGGCAGAAUGCUUUGUAUUCAGCUGCCUCGGUGGCUCAAAAGUUUGAUUUUGUUCAGAGGAUUCAGGGAAUGGCGACUGAUGAGAUUCCUUUGGUAACCCCAAGCCAGUUGGAACAAUUUUAUAGCAAUGCAGCUGGACACUACACUCAGAUAGUCUGGGCUGAUACAUGCAAGGUUGGAUGUGGGCUAACUGCAGUUAAGGGAAAUGGUUACAGUUAUUUCAUUAUCUGUAACUAUAGGUAGGAUGUGGGCUAACUGCAGUUAAGGGAAAUGGUUACAGUUACUUCAUUAUCUGUAACUAUAGGUAGGAUGUGGGCUAACUGCAGUUAAGGGAAAUGGUUACAGUUACUUCAUUAUCUGUAACUAUAGGUAGGAUGUGGGCUAACUGCAGUUAAGGGAAAUGGUUACAGUUACUUCAUUAUCUGUAACUAUAGGUAGGAUGUGGGCUAACUGCAGUUAAGGGAAAUGGUUACAGUUACUUCAUUAUCUGUAACUAUAGGUAGGAUGUGGGCUAACUGCAGUUAAGGGAAAUGGUUACAGUUACUUCAUUAUCUGUAACUAUAGGUAGGAUGUGGGCUAACUGCAGUUAAGGGAAAUGGUUACAGUUACUUCAUUAUCUGUAACUAUAGGUAGGAUGUGGGCUAACUGCAGUUAAGGGAAAUGGUUACAGUUACUUCAUUAUCUGUAACUAUAGGUAGGAUGUGGGCUAACUGCAGUUAAGGGAAAUGGUUACAGUUACUUCAUUAUCUGUAACUAUAGGUAGGAUGUGGGCUAACUGCAGUUAAGGGAAAUGGUUACAGUUACUUCAUUAUCUGUAACUAUAGGUAGGAUGUGGGCUAACUGCAGUUAAGGGAAAUGGUUACAGUUACUUCAUUAUCUGUAACUAUAGGUAGGAUGUGGGCUAACUGCAGUUAAGGGAAAUGGUUACAGUUACUUCAUU